This is a messenger RNA of Cyprinodon tularosa, 3019 nucleotides long. It is a transcript of the gene bicdl1, whose product is annotated as BICD family like cargo adaptor 1. The record is from RefSeq and is a predicted model, not a curated record. The transcript is spliced from 10 exons. Lineage: Eukaryota; Metazoa; Chordata; Actinopteri; Cyprinodontiformes; Cyprinodontidae. Gene Ontology annotation, biological process: Golgi to secretory granule transport; vesicle transport along microtubule. The coding region runs from base 414 to 2249 and encodes 611 amino acids.
GCAGCGACGGGGACGCGCAGCCAGGACAGGAAAGGAUUGAGAGGCAUCGGGGUCGCGCUUGUCGUGCUGCUCUGCCAGGUUCAGCAUUAUGGGGGAUCCUGGACCCCGAGGCGAAGGGGACCCUCACCGUCUGCGCCGUCCAUCGUCUGUUCAUCCAUAACCGGACAGUGAGUGACCUGCAGCGGGGGGGGCGGUGUUUCAUCACAGCUGCUGGGAGCUUAACCAGGAGACACGGACGCUUUGGGGAAACUGGGAAGUCUACUAACUAAAGUCUAUACCGCAUCGAACUGAGUGGAAACGAUGAACAAAUUGGUGAUUAGCGUCCGGUCUGGUCAGCCUGGGCCAAACGGAACAGGCUGGGCUCUUCCAGAGUGAGGUCGGCUCCCAUCUGUUGACCUCUCCGCCGGGCGGCGAUGUCCGCUUUCUGCCUGGACCUGCAGACGCCUGCCGUGCUUUCAGCACCACUAGAGCUGGACAGCGACUGCAUGGAGCCGCGCGCGGGCCCCGGCGCCCAGCAGCCCGGCGGCUUUCAGGGCCACCAGCCGCCGCCAGCCGGCUCCGGAGGCCUCGGCACGGCCUUGGAGGAGGAACUGGCCUUGAUCAGCGGGGAGCGGGGAGGCGAGGAGCAGCUGGCGGAGCUGGAGGCGCCUGCAUCGGGGCAACACGCAGACAUGCUGCUGCUCUUCCGACAGAAGGAGAAGGACUUGGUUUUAGCAGCUAAACUGGGUAAAGCGCUGCUGGAGAGAAACCAGGACCUGACCAAGCAAUAUGAGAAAAUGCACAAAGAUCUCUGUGAGAAGUUGGAGCACUUGGAGCAGGAGAAGCACGAGUUACGACGGCGCUUCGAAAGCCGAGAGGGCGAAUGGGAGGGCCGUGUGGCCGAGCUGGAGACGGACGUCCAGCAUCUGCAGGGCGAGCUGGAGCGCCACCAGGUCCAGCUGAGAGAGGCGGACCGGGACAAGACCAAGACCAUCGGCGAACUCUCCGAGCAGAACCACAGACUGCUGGAGCAACUCAGUAGGGCUGCAGAGGUGGAGAGGCAGCUGUCCACUCAGGUCCAUUCGCUACGAGACGACUUCAGGGAGAAGAGCAUCUCUACGAGUCAACACAUGACGCGGCUGGAGACUCUACAGGCUGAGAUUAAGAUGCUGUCGGAGAGGAAGAUGGAGCUGGAGCGCCGGGUGCACGCCAUGAUGGAGGAGAACGAGCUGCUGCAGAACACGGUGGACGACCUCCGGGAGAGGACGCUGCUGCUGGAGAAGCAGUGCCACGAGAAGGACCUUCAGUUGCGACAAAGCCAGUUGGAGCUCCAAGAGGUCCAGACGUCCCGCAGACAUCUGACGGCGAAGUUGGCGGAGCUGACGGAGGAGAACAGUCUCCAAACUCUCACCCCCCACCCGUCCAGCCUGCUGUGUGAGAUAGAGCAGAGCAUGGAGCAGGAGGAGCAGGAGCAGGAGAGGGAGCAGCUGCGGCUACAACUGUGGGAGGCGUACUGUGAAGUCCGCUCGCUCUGUUCCCAUCUGCGGGGAAAUGAUGUCACAGACUCGGCGCUGUCUACCGACUCCUCCAUGGACGAGUCCUCGGAGACGUCCUCGGUGAAGGACGUCCCUACGGGGAGCCUUCACACCGGCCUGCUAGAGCUACGCAGGUUAACGCAGAAUCUGCUGGAUGGGAAUGAGUCUACGGGUUCACACCGCAGUGAUGAGGAGGCUUUGGAGGAGCAGGUGAGGAAGUUAGGAGAAGAACUGCAGGAGAUCAGAGAGCUGUAUGAGGCGGAGCAGCACAAAACACGGAGCAACGAGGAGGAGCUACUGCAGCUGCACGAUCAGAUGGCGCUGCUGUCGGUUGAGAUUUGCUCUCUCCGAGAAGACAACGUGCGAAUGAGGGCGAUGGCUGAUGUCCGAGAACCCAGCGAGCAGCUGCAGAGCGCCAUCAGAGACAGAGACGACGCCAUUGCCAAGAAGAAAGCUGUGGAAAUAGAGCUGGCCAAAUGUAAAAUAGACAUCAUGUCUCUGAACAGCCAGCUUCUGGACGCCAUCCAGCAGAAACUCAACCUGUCACAGCAGCUGGAGGCUUGGCAGGAUGAUAUGCACAGAGUGAUUGACCAGCAGCUGAUGGACAAGCACCAGGACGAGUGGCGCUCGGUCUGCACCCCGCUGUCCGGGUCAACGAGGAGUCAGUCCCCGAGACGACCGCGCCGCUUCUCUGAGCGGGACAAGAGACUUUUCUCUUUUUUUAAAAAGAACUGAGCCCCGCCGGACUGAGCUGGAGGUCAGAGGGACACGGACGAGGCGAGGGAGUCGGUGGGUAACAGCACAGCCAAAGACAUGCUGGUGUUGAGGGGGUGAGGAUAGUUUUGCACUUUAAAUGGCUCAUUAUUCUGCUUCUAACUGAAUGAAAAUGGAUGAAGGAAAAGUUCAACUCUUCCCUGGCUCAGAACCCCACCCCCUCUCCCUCCGGUUGUUGUUACAGAACAGGACAGGGUCACAAAGUUUACCUCCAUAGAGGAAGGUUUCCUGUAGUGCCUAUAAAACCCACUGCCAACUACGUAGAGUUAGAGUUUGCAUCCUAGGGGCCGGUCCAAGGAGUCUGGACCAGAACCUGGUGGAGUUCUGGCAAAGCUCAGAGUCGGAAUAUGUAGAGAAGGCUGGCAGUGAUGGUCUGAGUUCUCGCAGUGAUAGGGAGCCUCUCAGGUUUAUUCAUUCGUUAGGAAAAUCUGGGCUGAUGAGGGAGAAUUCCCAAACCGAAGCCGAUUAAAGAACAAAAACACGAUAAAAGGCCGCCUGUGAACGUUUUUAUUGCAGCAGAACAUUUUUUGCUGAAAUUCCAACUAAACCAGGAUCCAUUCCGGUUCACCGAGACACAAUUUUCCAAACAAUAAGAACCACCUGGAUCCAAGAAACAGUUAAAGGAAAAGUCCGUUCAGCAAAGAAUAAUCAAUGGAUCAUUAUUUAUACCUAAAACUAAUACGUUCAGGGGGAUUUAAUGAUCACAAUCACUUAGUCUGGGAGCGGCCAUU